This is a messenger RNA of Euleptes europaea (tarantolino), 1125 nucleotides long. It is a transcript of the gene FOXQ1, whose product is annotated as forkhead box Q1. Lineage: Eukaryota; Metazoa; Chordata; Lepidosauria; Squamata; Sphaerodactylidae. The transcript has a single exon. Gene Ontology annotation, biological process: regulation of transcription by RNA polymerase II; anatomical structure morphogenesis; cell differentiation. Bases 1 to 1125 code for a protein of 374 amino acids. The record is from RefSeq and is a predicted model, not a curated record. Gene Ontology annotation, molecular function: RNA polymerase II cis-regulatory region sequence-specific DNA binding; DNA-binding transcription factor activity, RNA polymerase II-specific.
AUGAAGCUGCCGCUCUUCGCGCCGCACGACGAGGACAAGCUGGGCGGCAGCGACGGCGGCGGCGGCAGCAGCGCGGCGUCCCCGCUGGCGGCCGAGAGCGAGCUGGGCUCCGACGGCGACUGCGCCGCCUUCAGCCCCGCCGGCGGCCCCUCGGGCGGGCCGGGCUCGGCGCCCUCCCCCCGGGCCGCCCCUCCCCCGGGGGCGCCGGGGGGCGGCAAGGCGGGGGGCAAGCCCUACACGCGCCGCCCCAAGCCGCCCUUCUCCUACAUCGCCCUGAUCGCCAUGGCCAUCCGCGACUCCGCCGGCGGCCGCCUGACGCUGGCCGAGAUCAACGAGUACCUGAUGGGGCGCUUCCCCUUCUUCCGCGGCGCGUACACCGGCUGGCGCAACUCGGUGCGCCACAACCUCUCGCUCAACGACUGCUUCGUCAAGGUGCUGCGCGACCCGGCCCGCCCCUGGGGCAAGGACAACUUCUGGAUGCUCAACCCCAGCUCCGAGUACACCUUCGCCGACGGCGUCUUCCGACGGCGCAGGAAGCGGCUCAGCCGGCCCGGCCCCGCCGCCGCCCCCGCCCCGGCCUCCCCGCCGGCCUCGCCGGCCCCCGGCCCGGACUGCGCGCCUCCGGCCCAAAAGCACGGCUCGACGGCGAGCGGCGCCUCCUCCCCGCCGCCCUCCGGCGCCAGGUUCAGCAGCUCCUUCGCCAUCGAGAGCCUCUUGAGCCGGCCUUUCACACCCUCCGAGCCCCGCCGCCCCGCCCCGCCGGCUGCCGAGCGGGCCGGGCUGUGGUCCGCCCCGUCGGGCUACCCUCGCCUUCUCCCCCACUCCAGCCUGCCCUACUCGCUCCUCCCCCCCUUCCAGCCCGCGGCGGCCUCCCCUCUCUACCCCUUCGGCCUCCCCGAGCCCCUGCGGCUGGAAGGACCCCGGAGAGAGCCGCGGACCCCAGGCGACCCCCCGCCGCUCUUCCCUGCAAAGUCCCCCCCGCUGCCCCUGACCGCUCCCCCUUGGGACGCCUGGCGGGGGGUCCCGCUCGCCCCCUCGCAGUUCUACUGCCCCCUCCGGCUGCCGGGCUCGCUGCAGCAGCUCGCCUCCUACCGGCCUGGUCCAGUGGAGAGCCCACCGGUGUGA